AUGAGUGAGACAAACGCCAGCACCGCGCUGGAAACAAAAUUAGUUCAAUUGCAACUAACGACGAAGCGCACGGACGGAAUUCUUGCAAAAUCCGAAGAAGAGCCUAUUGCUCGACAUCAGGGAACACUUAGAACUGUUAUUGGCGAAGUGGACAAGCUAAGGCUUACGGUUGAAGCUGAAAAACUGGGCAGAAAAGAGGAUACUACCGAGUGGAGCGAGGAGAUUGAUACCAAAAUCAGCGAGGCAGAUAGUCAUGUAAGACUGACGAAGGAAUGGUUGGCGGAAAAAAAGAGGAAACUAGAGGAGAUGGAGAACGACGAGAAGAUCAAGUUUGAGGUAAAACUGCAUGAAACUAAAGUAAAGUUACAAGAUGAACAUAUUCUUAAAAACACCUCGCAGACCAGUAAAACUAUGAUUGGAAUGCAAGCGAAAUUACCGAAGCUAGUGAUUUCGAAAUUUAAUGGUUCUCCUAUGGAUUGGCCAAGGUUUUGGGGAGUUGCCUUAUCUUCGCGAGUUGUUAGAGCCUAAAGCACGACAAACAAUCGAAGCAUUGCCCUUCCACAGCGAAGGGUACAAUCGAGCGAUAAGCAUCCUGAAGGAUAAGUUUGGGAAAGAAUCCGAGAUAGUAAAGGGUUACACGCGCGAGAUACUUGGGUUGCCCACAAUACAAGCGGCCAAUCAGAAAAAGAUUCAUGAGUUUAGCGACAAAUUAUCGUACUGCGUUCAAGCUUUAGAGACAUUGGACAAGCUUGACGGGGUCAAUGGCGCCGUGCCAAUGACUCUUGAUAAACUGCCUAGCAUUCGUGGAGAUUUGGUGCGAACGGACCCUGAAUGGGAGAAAUGGACCUUCACCAAACUAGUUGAAGCGCUCAACCAGUGGUGUCGAAGAAAUCCAAUCGACAAACCAUCUGAACUAAACGACGACUCGUUUAGCAGCAAAAGAAGAGACAAGCU
Molecule: messenger RNA, 954 nt
Organism: Paramuricea clavata
Lineage: Eukaryota; Metazoa; Cnidaria; Anthozoa; Malacalcyonacea; Plexauridae
Source: the annotation of a GenBank genome assembly